CUUCCACCACUGAUCACAUCAUUUCCUCCUCUGCAAACCUGCCUCUCUUCCUUCCUCUUUCAAACACACACACAUUUGAAUAGGCGUGCAAGGCCUUAAGAGGAUUAUGUCAAAGGGGAACACAAAGCAAUUACUGUCACUUAUCAUCAUCAUACCUGUGUCUCUCUCUGCAUACAAAUACGCACAUGACCCCCAUCCCCCAACACUCACACACACCCAUUCACAAUACUGCAACAGGCUACUCUCAGAAAAACCACUGGGACUCAGUGAGGCAGGGGGAAAGUGGAGAAACUGAUGCAGGAUGCAGGAAUAUGAUGUUAUUGUGCUUGGAACUGGACUUAAGGAAUGCAUACUGUCAGGUUUAUUGUCUCAAAGUGGGAAAAAGGUUCUUCACAUUGACAAGAAUACUUACUACGGAGGAGAGAGUGGAUCCAUUUCUCCCCUUGAGCAGCUGUACAAGAAGUUUAAGAUUCCAGGUCCUGAUAAGUCUAUGAGCCGUGGAAAAGAGUGGAACAUCGAUCUUAUCCCCAAAUUCUUUCUUGCCGACGGUGAGCUGGUGAAAAUCUUGGUGCACACUGAGGUUACUCGGUAUCUGGACUUCAAAGUCAUUGAAAGCAGCUAUGUAUACAAAGCAGGCAAAGUGCACAAAGUCCCCGGCACAGAGGAAGAGGCCCACGCUUCAGAUCUGAUGGGCAUGUUUGACAAGAGAAGGUUCAGGAAGCUGCUGCUCUUUGCCCUGAACUUUGAUGCGAGAAACCCUCGGACCUAUCAAGACAUGGAUCCUACAAAAACCACCACAAGGGACCUCUUCUGCCGCUUUGACCUGGGACUAGAUGUCAUGGAGUUCACAGGUCACGCCAUAGCCUUACACAGCAGUGACAGUUACCUGGACCAGCCAUGUUUGGAAACCAUCAAACGGAUCAAGCUGUACUCAGAGUCUCUCUCCCGCCACAACACCAGUCCAUAUAUCUAUCCUGUGUACGGGCUGGGGGAACUACCACAGGGAUUUGCCAGACUGAGUGCAGAGUACGGUGGAACGUUCCUGUUGAACAGAGCGGUGGAUGAGAUUGUGAUGGACAGUGGCAAAGUGAAAGCUGUGAAAUCUGAGGGGAAGAUGUUCCACUGUAAACAGCUCAUCUGCGAUCCAAGCUACGUUCCUAAUCGAGUGAGGAAAGUGGGCCGUGUGAUCAGAGUCAUCUGUUUAUUAAAUCAUCCAGUUAAAAACACUCACGAGGCCAAAUCCUGUCAAAUCAUCAUCCCUCAAGCACAACUCCACAGGAAAUCAGACAUCUACAUUUCUGUAGUGUCCUACGCCCACAACGUGGCCCCAGACGGGGUCUACAUCGCCACAGUGAGCACGACUGCAGAAACCAGCAACCCGGAGAAAGAAGUUCAGCCAGGACUCGAGCUCUUAGAGCCCAUCAUGCAAAAAUUUGUUUCAGUCCACCACAUGUUAGUUCCCAAUGAAGAUGGAAAGAAGAGUCAGAUAUUUGUGUCCCGCUCGUAUGACUCAACAAACCACUUUGAGACCGAGUAUGAGGACAUCAGAGACCUGUAUCGUCGCAUCACAGGAGCAGAGCUCUGCUUCAGAGGGUCACAGAGACACCAGUCUCACAACUCUGACGAUGACUGAGGAAGACUUUCAACAUCAGGACCAAGUAACCAGCAGCUGGGAGGCCAUGAUGACUUUAUGGAUGAUUGUACUCCUGCACAGCUGUUAAACAGAGGCUGUUAUGUAGCAUAGAGUGAAUUGUGAGUGUAUUAUAUAAAGGUUGGGUGUCUGUUUUUCACCUUAUUUCUCUGCUACAAUUUCUCCUUUUUGUGAAAUUGUGUAAAACAUGAUGUUGUGUAACACUUUGGAAAACAUCUUUUAUCUUUUGUUCAUCAUUUGCAAUGUUUUGGUAAGAGACAAAGUAAUCCUCCAUAACCAUAAAUACAUUUUUUUUCACGGUUCGUGGGUUUUACUGUUUAUAGUGACAAAGUAAAAUCUGCAGCACACUGGCUUAUGAGAGUAUCAAAUAUUCUCUUGUCUAAAGACAUUUGGACAUAUCAUCCGAAACUGACUGAAAUUAUGGCUAAAUCAUUAAUCUAACAAAGACAACUGCUUUUGAGCUGCUUCCAUAAUUCUUGGCAACUCUGCCUAUUAACUCAUCAAUGUAAUUAAUUCUUAUGUAAUCAACUGAAUCAUACAUAUGAAUAAAGGUGACCCAACUGUGGAGCCAAUCUGAUUUGAAAUGCUCCUGGUCCAUUUUUUUUUUUACUUUAAGUACCAAUCGGUGCAGGUUAAAGUACUAAUGCAGCAUCUUGUGCGCUAACGACGAGGAUUUAAACACGCAGUCCGACGCUGGACAUGUGGCACAGA
This is a messenger RNA of Scatophagus argus, 2362 nucleotides long. RefSeq lists its product as uncharacterized. Bases 302 to 1633 code for a protein of 443 amino acids. NCBI's taxonomy places the organism in Eukaryota, Metazoa, Chordata, Actinopteri, Scatophagidae. Gene Ontology annotation, molecular function: Rab GDP-dissociation inhibitor activity. The record is from RefSeq and is a predicted model, not a curated record. The transcript has 11 exons. Gene Ontology annotation, biological process: protein transport; vesicle-mediated transport; small GTPase-mediated signal transduction. Gene Ontology annotation, cellular component: cytoplasm.